AUGGAUCUCAGUAGCACCUUUGUCUGCCCUUCACCAGUGUCUCUCUUCUCUCUGCCUGGGCUGCUUAAGGACUCUGCUUACAUUGACUUUGACUCAAGACUGGGGAAUGAACGCAAGAAUUUUGUUCCCAUGCUCCCAAACCACUGCAAGUUGGCUAUUGACAACAUUGCAUCUCCUCUCUGUAUUAAUCAAAGUUGUUUACCCAAUGAUGCCGCAGAAGAGACAUCAAAUGAUUACAUGUGCUUGCAAUCAGAACAAGAAGAUGGUAAUUCCCAGGACAGUGGACUUGGGUUGGAAAAAGAUAAAGACUCAUUUCAGUUUCUGCCACCUGUGGGCAUGCCCCCACGCAAAGUCAAAAUAUUUGAUGAGGAUACAUGUGAGCCCAUAAAAUAUUCUCCAUGCAAAUCUCAACGAUCCUUCUCUGCAUCUCUAAUAGACAAAGAGGAAAUUGAAUUCUUACAAAGUGAUCACAGUCCUAACAAACCAACCCAAGGCACAUUUACUGGGGAGCCAGCUGAUGAUGGCUUUUCAGAUCAUCUAGAAUCCAUGGAUAUGCCAGAGAGCUCUGCUGAUAUGUCAGAUGGUAUAAAGAGCUUAAUGGAGGCUCCUCUUAGCUGUGCCCCUGUGGAAAGGACAGACAUAAUGUGUGAUAACGUCAGGUCAUCCAUGGACGACACUCCAACUGCAAUGCGUAAAGGUAUGAACCGUUCUCAGUCUUUUGACAUUCGUCGGAGAUCCUCUUCAAAGAGAGAUCGAAUAAGUGAUGAAAACACACCCAUACUGUCUAAGCGUAGAAAGCCAUUCUUCAAUAAAGCACCAUCACAAAUUGAUGUUGCUCCUAUUGUACGGUACCAAAGAAGUCAUUCUGAAACUGAGGCUCAAAUCAAAUCUGCAGUGCACAAAAUUAUCCAAAAUCCUCAUUUGAUUGGAGAUGGUUCAAAGCCUUACUGCCUCCCAACAAUUCCUGGAAAGCAUAAAGAUCUGAAAUCUAUUACCCCAGACACAAUGAGACGUGUGUUACGUGGAGAAUACAAUAACAUAAUUGAUUCUUGUAAAAUCAUUGAUUGCCGAUAUCCUUACGAGUUUAAAGGAGGACAUAUUAUUAGUGGGCAAAAUGACUAUACAAAAGAGAACAUCAUGAAAAAUUUCCUAGAAAAUCCCCCAGUGUUGGAGGAUACGAAUAAAAGAGUAGUUCUGGUUUUCCACUGCGAGUUUUCUUCAGAGCGGGCACCAAAACUAGCUCGUUUCUUAAGAAAUAUGGAUCGAUCUGCCAAUAAAGAUUGCUAUCCUUCUCUCUAUUAUCCUGAAAUCUACAUUCUUGAUGGAGGCUACAAAGCAUUUUUUGAAAGUGGAACAGAAAUGUGUGAGCCACCCAAUUACAAACCAAUGUUGCAUCCGGAUCAUUCAUCAGAUUUAAAACAUUUCCGUGCAAAGUCCAAAUCUUGGGCAGGUGAACGGGCUCCUCGAACAGGACUGAGACAAUUAAACUUUUAA
Molecule: messenger RNA, 1494 nt
Organism: Acanthosepion pharaonis
Lineage: Eukaryota; Metazoa; Mollusca; Cephalopoda; Sepiida; Sepiidae
Source: the annotation of a GenBank genome assembly